This is a messenger RNA of Plasmodium coatneyi, 1401 nucleotides long. Its product is annotated as Phenylalanine tRNA-ligase. Gene Ontology annotation, cellular component: mitochondrion; cytoplasm. Gene Ontology annotation, biological process: phenylalanyl-tRNA aminoacylation. Gene Ontology annotation, molecular function: tRNA binding; ATP binding; phenylalanine-tRNA ligase activity. The record is from RefSeq and is a predicted model, not a curated record. Lineage: Eukaryota; Apicomplexa; Aconoidasida; Haemosporida; Plasmodiidae. The coding region runs from base 1 to 1401 and encodes 466 amino acids. The transcript has a single exon.
AUGGUGCUGCCACUGCCCAAACUCAUCCAGUCGAACGAAGGGAGAGUAUUAUACCAUAUUAAAAACCACCCACUAAGGACAGUUAAAAAAAAGAUCGAAGGUUUUUUCAAAUAUGAAUCUUUGGAUAACCUAAGCAGUGACAUAAGUGUGAAGCAAAACUUCGAUGAGCUCUUCGUGCCCCUCACACACCCCGCUAGGAACAUAAAAGAUACUUUUUACUUAAGUGAAAAUUACGUAAAAAAAUUUUCUUCUCUCCAUAAUGAUCUAUACACCCAACUGGAGAAUACCAAUGGAAUUUAUAAGUACUACUUGGUCACCAAAUUGGUGCGCCAUCAGGAGGUCUUGCUGAAAAGGACCCAUAUGACCGCACAUUUACCUGACCUGUUAAGGCGAAAUUACAAAAAUGUUAUCUACACGGGAAGUGUCUACAGAAGGGAUGAAAUUGAUAGGUUUCAUUUUCCCAUUUUCCAUCAGACAGAUGGGUUUCUGAUCCGCCCGGACAAGUUUGACGUCGAAACGGAUUUGAAGAGGAACCUUGAACAGUUGAUUCGGUACUUGUUUGAUUCUUCCGACAUAAAAAUGAAAUGGGAAGAUAACACGUCCUUCCCGUUUACGGACCCGUCUUACGAGCUGUAUAUCCAAGGGGCAUCGUCAGGGGGAAUCACCACAACUCGAGAUGAUGUCGGUGGGGAACCCCCCUGGGUGGAAGUCCUCGGGUGUGGGAAAAUCAAAAAGGAAGUCAUCGCCAUGGCCCUGCACGCGGAAGAUAUACGCCAAAUAAUAGAGGAAGAGAUUUCCCGUCAUGACAGGGGCCUCCUUGGAGACCUCCAAUCGAUUGAGGAAGCCGCUAGUGAAGCCACCGUGGAGUGGAUCCCCCCCAAUGUGGGUACCCCCAAGAAUAUCGUAGACAACCUCUGCAGCGCCCACCUGAACAACCGAAUUGAAGCUCAAAUGAACAAAUUCCUAAAAACGAUUAGGUACCAAGGAUGGGCCUUCGGAAUCGGACUUGAACGACUAGCCAUGCUGCUUUACCACAUCCACGACAUACGUUUGUUUUGGAGUAACGACAGCAGAUUCAUUGAUCAAUUUGAGGAAGGCGUAAUAAGCAAAUUCCACCCCUUCAGUAAUUUCCCUCCUGUGGAAAAAGACAUUUCCUUUUAUAUAACCAGUCAAUUUAAAGAAGAUAUAUUCUUUCAAAUUUGCAGAGAUGUAGCUAACGAAAAUAUCGAGCAAGUAAAAAAAAUCGAUUCCUACCACAACCCCAAGAACAAUCAAACAAGUGUCUGUUAUAGAAUAACUUAUCGGUCCCACACGCAGAACCUUACCCAUAAGGCUGUAAAUGAGCUGCAGAGUAAAAUUGUCCAAAUGUUGGUGAAGCAGUGCGCAGUCACCAUCCGGUAA